This is a messenger RNA of Theobroma umbraticum, 997 nucleotides long. RefSeq names its product plasma membrane-associated cation-binding protein 1-like. The record is from RefSeq and is a predicted model, not a curated record. Lineage: Eukaryota; Viridiplantae; Streptophyta; Magnoliopsida; Malvales; Malvaceae. Gene Ontology annotation, cellular component: plasma membrane.
CUUGUGCUCGCAUUCAGGUGAGGUCCACAAAUUGAGAGCUCUUGAAAACUUUUAAACUCUUAUGCUAGUUUAGUUUUGAGCAAAAUUAGAGCAAGAAAAUCAACCCAGUUUUGAUGCUAGUACUCAUUUGUUUGAGGGACUAUCAUGUAGUUGACCAAUUGUAUGUAAGACACAUGGGGAAUUGGAAAUCUAAGGUUCUUCCGAAGAUCAAAAAGGUUUUUGAGAAAAACGGUACGAAGAAGGCUGCUGUCGAGGCUUGCAAGUCCUUUGAUGAUUCGAAGGAGGAGAUCAGUAAGGAAUUUGAAGCCAAAAAGGCUGUGCUUCAACCUAAAAUAGUUGAAAUGUACGAAGCUUCACCUGCUGAAAUUAAGACCACUGUUAAGGACCCCAAAGGGGCAGGAUUAUAGAAGCACUCCGCUGAUGUUCACAAGUUCCUUGAAGAGCUCACCAAAAUCGAGUUUCCGGGUUCGAAAGCAGUGUGCGAAGCAUCGUCAAAGUAUGGGGCAGCCUUGGUACAAGGACCAGUGAUGUUUAUCUUGGAGAAAGUCUCAACCUUGAUUGUGGUACAAGCGCCAGCAGCUCAGGAAGAAACGAGCGGCAAAGAGAAGGAGAUAGCAGUGGAAGAAGAGAAGAAAGAAGAGGUUGUCUUGGUUGAAGAAAAAGCUCAAGUGGCGGAGCCUGCCAAGGUGGAGGAAGCAGGUGAACCACCCAAGGCCCAGACGGCAGUAAAUUAAGCAUUGGUGUUACAUCUUAAUUUAUAUAAACAACAUUGAUUGGAUAUUCUUUGCAAUUUCUCUGGAAUUGUUUCGAGUGAAGCUAGCUCUCAUGUGUCCUGUGUAAUAGUAUUUAAUUUUUUUUUAAUUUUGGAAUUACAGGGUAUAGUGUGGCAAGUGAUUGGGGGAGGAACUAUAUAUUUGUAUUUGAUAUUUGACAAUUGAUAUGCUAGUUUCUUUUUUUAAUAUCGAUUGUAAAAAAGGGGAAAAAAUGAUUACAUAAA